AUGGGCUCCCUCCCCGGCCAGUUCGGGAAGGAGGUCACACACCACCAGGUUGGCAACAGAUGCGGUGUUGGAGACGCGGCCUCGGAGAGCCGCAGGCUGCCCGCGCUCCCGCGCCGUGCGCUUGCCCGAGAGCGGGAGUGCGCCUCCGCCGUGCGCUUGCCCGAGAGCGCGGGCUCCAAUGCCAACUGCCCGCAGUUUGAAAUCGUAGGCCGCCGCCCCCUCGACCAAUCAGCUGAGGCGGUGUCUGUGACACGUGAUUUCCAGCAUCCAAUAGAAUCAGAGCGGUUGCCCGGUGAGCUGUAUUUUGUUUCAGGAAGGGCUCGCACUGUGCGCAGAAUGGACGGGAGGCAGGGGAUAUCUGUUGGCCAAGACAGACCGGCCGAGAGCCGGCCCCUGGCAAAGAAACGCAAACUGCAGGAUGAAAAUGCAGAGCAACAGAAUAUCACUGGAAGUACAGUUAACAACAGGAUCCCGUCAUUACAACGCUCACGACUUCCACAGCCUUUAGUGAAGAAGACAGAGCUGACAACAGCAGUGGCCAAAGCUAACCCAGUCGGGGCUGGGGCUGUGAAGAAAGUUGCCUUCAGCAGUGUCUCCCUCAGCACUUCCAGGAGCAAGGUGGCAUCAAGCAUGGCUGGCAAGGGGGUGAAGAGUCAGUAUGGAGCUCGACAGGCAGUGACAGUCAAAGGGACCGAGCGACCUGCUGCAAAGGCCACUGUUUCCAACAGCACUUCGGCAGUACUGAAGAAGCGCCCAGCUUGGGAUUUGAAAGGCCAGCUGGAGGACAUGAAGAAACGGAUGUCAGAGUAUUCCGGAAAGCUCCAGCUAUCGGAGCAGCAGAGAAAAGAGUUUCAGGAAAGUGCGGGUCUACACAGCAAAAAUUUGUCUGCUGCUAUUUCACGAAACAAGGAGCUUGAAGAAAAGCUGCAGUUACUGGAGCCUCUGGUGCAGAGAACAAGUUUGGAGCUGGAAAAAUACCAGCGAGAGAAUGCUGCCCUACAGGAGAUGUUACAACUCCGCGACACUCAACUGGGCAGUUUAACUGCAGAAGUUGAAGAACUAUCCACUGUGGUCAAAGCGUUAAAGACCACACUAUCACGCAAAGAGGAGGAGCUUGUGCAAAAGACUUUGUGUGUGGAGGAACAGCAGAAGAUCAUUGCCAAUCAGGAAGAUAAACUACAAAGUAUGGAGCAGACACUUACAAAUCUGGAGCUGGAAAGACGACGAUUGCACAAUACAGUACAAGAGUUGAAGGGGAACAUUCGUGUCAUUUGCAGAGUUCGGCCACUCCUGGAGCUGGAUGGAGAUAACAACAUGGCGCAUAUUCAGUUCUCGCCCAGUGAUGAGAAUGUGAUUACCCUGUUGAAGCAAGAGGCUCGCGCUGGGCACAACCGCAAGGAAGAUGCGAAAUAUAACUUCAGUUUCGACCGUGUUUUCCAGCCAAUGGCGAAGCAGGAUGAAGUGUUUGAAGAUAUCUCUCAGCUAGUACAGGUAACGUAGACCUUUUCAGCAUUC
Hypanus sabinus (Atlantic stingray) is the source of this 1515-nucleotide messenger RNA. Its product is annotated as carboxy-terminal kinesin 2-like. The record is from RefSeq and is a predicted model, not a curated record. Gene Ontology annotation, biological process: microtubule-based movement. The transcript has 11 exons. Bases 1 to 1500 code for a protein of 499 amino acids. Lineage: Eukaryota; Metazoa; Chordata; Chondrichthyes; Myliobatiformes; Dasyatidae. Gene Ontology annotation, molecular function: ATP binding; microtubule motor activity; microtubule binding.